UUACUAGCUAGCUACCUGGUAGUUACUGGAGUAGAAGUCACCUCGUUUGGAGCAUCACAUCGCCCCCCCCCCCCUUCUUGACGACUACAGAGGUCCUCUCCGGUCUUUCUUGGAUCUACCGGUAUCAUAAUAUUAUAGCUAAUACCUGGUUUCUACUUUCCCAGGUGGGCUCAAGAAUCAAGAAGAAUGAGUGCUGAAUUCUCUUGGAAGCAAAAGUGGCUUGCCAUUACCCCCAAGCCGUUUGCGGUGCUCUCCAUCACGGGUUCCAUGUACAUUAUCAAGCAUAUUGUAACGAGCCCCCAACGGCGUGGCUCUGUCUACCAUCGCCUUCUUCUCGGGCUGUCAAUCUACGACUUUAUGACAUCCUCCGCUGUUUUUAUGGGUUCUUGGCCCAUUCCAUCAGGAACGGAUGGGGUGUACCUUGCCAGUGGCACUGUCAACACUUGUGCUGCCCAAGGGUUCUUCAUCCAAAAUGGCAUUGGGACGCCAUUGUACAAUGCAUCUCUGGGGUUAUACUAUGUGUUGGUUGUGUUUCUUGGGUGGAAAGAGGACCAACUCAAGAAAGUAGAGCCAUUUCUACACUUUUUCCCCAUUGGAUUCUCCGUCACCACAGCCGUUAUUGCUGCUGCCACAGACUCGUAUCGAAGUUCCAAUGUUUGGUGUUGGAUCACCUCGAGCAAUACAGCCUUUCGGAUGGGAUUCUUCUAUGGGCCAGUCUGGGCAGCCAUGGCUACUGUUGCUAUAUCCAUGUUUCUAAUAUACUACAAGGUGCUGGUUCAGGAACGCAAGGUGAUGAAAUACCAACAUGCAGCCAGCAUUGUUCAAAACUCUGUGGCUGGUGGUAAUAAUGAAGCAUCCGCCUCCAUGAGUACACCUACAGACUCUCCGUCGUCAUCCAUUCGCCGAAGGUCCAUUUUCAACCGCCGUCAGAGUCAACCACCAUCAACACUGCGUCAGAGCCGUCGAAUUGCCAGUCAAGGGCUAUUUUAUGUUGUCUCAUUCUUCCUUACAUUCGUCUUCCCGUCCUGGGCUCGGGUUUCACAAAUGGUCUCGGGAACGUCUCCAUUUGCAGUCACGGCACUCUUUGCUGUCUUCUUUCCCCUUCAAGGCUUCUUUAAUGCCAUGGUAUACUUUCGCCCACGCUACUUGCGCUACCGUCAGGCCAAUCCUGAUGUUGGCAUUUGUCGGAUUCUCUGGAGGGGUUUGCGAUCCUUGAGUCCCAAGCGAGAGUCCAUGUUCCAUGUACAGAACUCCUCACAGGCCUCUGGACGUUGCACGAAAGCAAGUAUUAACAAUCCAACUGCCCGGGACAGCAUGAGUGUAAAGAUAGAAGUGGAGAACGCUGCUGCAGCUAUACCCCAUCAAGCGAGCGUUAGCGGAGGCAGUGACAAUGACGACAAUGCAUAUUCCCAAACAACAUUGAAAGCAGAGAGACUGCACCAUGCUUUGUACGGAAAGCCCAUAGCUGAAGUUCAUGGAGACGUGGACGAAGAAGAAGAAGAGAAAGUAGAGGAUAUGGAUCAGUUUUGAAGAGGGGCAGUAAAAACACCAUUGGCAGCAGUAUUGAUAUGUGUGACACACCAAUCAAUAGCGCAGAAAAGUCUCCAUUUGCUGCCAUCUCUCCCCUUCACGGCUUCAUGGUUUACUUUUGCCCACGCUACUUACGCUACUGCCAGGACAAUGUUGGCAUUUGUCAGAUUCUCUAGAGGGGUUUGCGAUCCUUGAGUCCCAAGCGAGAGUCGAUGUUCCAUGUACACAACUCCUCCCAGGCCUCUGGAAGGGGGAAUUGGCCAUCACACCGCCCGGGACAGCGACUGUUAUAGGACGGAAGAAGGCGAAACCGGUGCAGCAAUGCGGCAUCAGGGGAGCAUGAGUGGAGGAAAUGAAGAAGAUCAAGCAGAUAAAUAUCCAAAGAAUAUCCAAGGCAGGGCAGCUGACCCAAGCUCUGUACAGUCAGCCUACAGCAGAAGUCAACACAAGGCCGACAAAGAAGACAAAGUUGAGGACAUCCAUCAGGAAGAGGAAUAAUAAAACAAGCCAGUUUACCAGUAGUUUAGACAUAGUUAACAUCGUACAAGUAUCAUGCUAGCCAGAGGCAUUUUG
Molecule: messenger RNA, 2103 nt
Organism: Seminavis robusta
Lineage: Eukaryota; Bacillariophyta; Bacillariophyceae; Naviculales; Naviculaceae
Source: the annotation of a GenBank genome assembly